AUGUAUCACAAAAUCCUUCUCGUCGGCGUGCUAGCCACCCUUACUGGGUUGACUUCCGCCAAUGACGCGAUCCCAGGCAGUGCUUUCGAAAACAGCGGACAUGAAGCAGCCAUCGCCGGUGCUCCCAUGUAUCACUUUGGUCGCUCGUGGGACCGCAAGCCAUGCUACCCAGAGGCUGGUCAGACUGACGGCGUCAAGACGGACGGCGUUGACUCGGACCUUUGCUUCAGCAGUCAGAAUGGCGGUUGUGCCGAUCCCGGACCCUGGAACGGCGUCAACUCUCCCGGAAACCCGUUUCCGGUGUAUUACACCGUUCGGCAGUGCAACGACAAUGAGUGGCGCGUUGCGUACAGCAUCUACUAUAAGAAGGAUUCUGGCCAUAAGAACGACUGGGAGAACAGCAUUGUCAUCUGGAACGGAGACGGUGCUGGCGGCUGGAAGCGGAGCGGUACGCUGCUUGGCUGGCACAGCGGUUGGGAUUACAUUGCUUGGGGCGACAUCCAGAACACUGUGAACAACGACGGCGAUCUUUUCGACCAGGGCGCCAAGGAUCGAAACCAUGCCAAGGUUUAUCAGGGAUUCUACUACCAUGCCACGUUCUCGACUCGCAAGACGUCCCUCAACACCUGCGCCAACACUAGGGACGAGUUCCGAUCGAACGACUGGUACUUCCUCCCUGACGGCACGUGGCUUCACAACGGAGAUCUCAUCCAAGAUGGCUGGGAUUAUGGCUCUGCCGACACGAACCCGUCUUCUCUGCGAAAUGAAGCACGCUGGAUCUGCAACCGAGGCUGA
This is a messenger RNA of Verticillium dahliae VdLs.17, 795 nucleotides long. RefSeq lists its product as uncharacterized. The transcript has 4 exons. Bases 1 to 795 code for a protein of 264 amino acids. Lineage: Eukaryota; Fungi; Ascomycota; Sordariomycetes; Glomerellales; Plectosphaerellaceae. The record is from RefSeq and is a predicted model, not a curated record.